Messenger RNA from Ostrinia nubilalis (European corn borer), 1252 nucleotides. RefSeq names its product prostaglandin reductase 1-like. The coding region runs from base 175 to 1188 and encodes 337 amino acids. The transcript has 6 exons. The record is from RefSeq and is a predicted model, not a curated record. Gene Ontology annotation, cellular component: cytoplasm. Gene Ontology annotation, molecular function: 15-oxoprostaglandin 13-reductase [NAD(P)+] activity; 2-alkenal reductase [NAD(P)H] activity. NCBI's taxonomy places the organism in Eukaryota, Metazoa, Arthropoda, Insecta, Lepidoptera, Crambidae. Gene Ontology annotation, biological process: prostaglandin metabolic process.
GUAAUGUAGAGAUUUCCAUAUUUAUUUCAAUACCUCGAGAAAGUUGGUGAUUUGGCCAUCUUCGCGUCUGAUUUACAUUUUAAACUUCCCGCGUUGUUUAACUUAUUGAUAAGAGAGAAAACACUUGAGUAUUAUUGUCUGAAUCAGUAUAGAAAAGCCGAUCGUUGAAUCAACAUGGUGGUGGCAAAGAAAUACACGGUUGUGACUCCAUUUGUCGGGCAACCCAAGGAAAGUGAUUUUCAAAUCGUUGAAGAAGAAUUGCCAGCUUUACAAGAAAAUGAAUUUCUAGCAGAAGCAGCAUACUUCAGCGUUGACCCAUAUCAAAGAGUAAAACUCGGCGCUAUUUACCCAUGUGACAUGAUCGGAGGUCAAGUAGCGAAAGUAACAGAGAGCAGAAACCCUGAUUAUCCCGUUGGUGCUUGGGUCAUGGGACAUUUUGGCUGGCGAACACACACCGUCGUGAACCCGGAAAACUCUAAAUUUUCUAACCAAAAGCCUUAUCUGUACCGCUUACCCGAUUUUGGAGAAUUACCCGUGUCUUUGGGACUCGGCGUUUGUGGAAGAGUUGGAAACACUGCAUACUUCGGCCUUACCUCAAUCUGUAAUCCCAAGGCAGGAGAGACCGUCGCCAUUUCAGGAGCUGCCGGCGCUGUGGGCUCACAUGUGGGACAAAUCGCAAAAAUAUUAGGUUGUCGCGUGGUUGGCUUCGCUGGGUCAGACGAGAAAUGCGAAUGGCUUGUGAAAGAGCUUGGAUUUGACGCGGCCAGUAAUUACAAAACUGAUAAUAUUCAACAAUUCCUAAAAGAAAACGCUCCUAAUGGCGUAGACUGUUACUUCGACAAUGUUGGUGGGGAAAUCAGUAGUAUGGUCCUGUCCCAAAUGAAUAACUACGGGAGAGUGGCCGUUUGCGGGGCUAUUGCUAGUUACAAUGAAACUGAUCCAGAAAAACGAAAAGCAACUAUAAUACAGCCAUUCGUUGUCGGCAAACAAUUAAAAAUAGAAGGAUUUCAAGUCAACAGAUUUGCUGAUCAAACAAUGGAAGGAAUUAAACAAAAUCUGCAGUGGGUUAAAGAGGGCAAGCUAAAAUACCGAGAACACACCUAUGAUGGCUUUGAAGCAGCAGUUGAAGCUUUCCUUGGAUUAUUUACAGGGAUGAAUACAGGAAAGAGUCUCGUCAAAGUGUCAUAAAAACAUUUUUAUUAAGCUAUCUUAAUGAUUAUAAUAAAUAUAAUAUACAUAUAACAUUAUUAAA